GCCUAGAUGCACCCAAUGUUAAGCAAUGCUGGGCCUUGUCAUUUGGCAAGGUCUUGAGCCACGUUCCGGGUGCAUUUUUGACUCUUCACCCACUAUUUCCCGUGUCAACAAAGUCGAGGGCAAAGGCAUGGGCUGGAGGGCGGUCCGCUGAGCAUGCUCCGAGUCCCCGGAGGAGGAGGAGGAGGAGGAGGAAACGCCGCCCGCCAACGGCUCUCUUUCCCUCCCUCCUUCCGUGCAACAUGCGCGCCGGCUCGGCUCUGACUCUGACUCCGCUCCUGCGGCGGCUUCUGCUGCCUUGCCGCUCGUCCUACGUCAGGACGCAAAAGCAGAGGCAUCCUCCUCCUCCUCCUCCUUUUCCGCAGCUGGCAGCGUGUCGCUGGCAAAGCGGCCUCAUGGCGCACUACGGCACCGAACAGCGCGGGCGGCUCCACUCUCCCGAUUACUGCCUCUACUUCAAGAAUUCAAAAGGAAAAUACAUCUCUCCGUUCCAUGACAUUCCUCUCUGUGUUGGCUCAAAUGAGGUUCAGGAAAUUCCUGCAAAAAAAUCAAGGACUUCUGGAAAUGAGACCAUCUUUAACAUGAUUGUGGAAGUGCCUCGUUGGACAAAUGCUAAAAUGGAGAUUGCCACGAAGGAGCCAUUGAAUCCCAUUAAGCAGGACGUAAAGAAAGGCAAGCUGCGAUACGUGGCAAAUAUCUUUCCCCACAAGGGCUGUAUUUGGAAUUACGGGGCCUUCCCGCAGACUUGGGAAGAUCCCAGCCAUAAAGAUGACAGCACUGGAUGCUGUGGUGACAAUGACCCCAUUGAUGUCUGUGAAAUUGGUUCUCAGGUUCGUGCAAUUGGUGAGGUUGUUCAGGUCAAAGUCCUUGGCUUUCUAGGCCUCAUUGAUGAAGGUGAGACUGACUGGAAGAUCAUUGCAAUCAGUGUAGAUGACCCAGAAUCCCAGAAAAUCCAUGAUAUUGAUGACGUCAGAAAAUUCAAACCAGGUUACCUUGAAGCUACACUCGACUGGUUCAGAUUAUAUAAAGUCCCAGAUGGAAAGCCAGAGAAUCAGUUUGCUUUUGAUGGCAUGUUUAAAGACAAGGCAUUUGCGUUAGAAAUUGUUAAAUCAACACAUGAAUACUGGAAAGCUUUGGUUCACAAAAAGUCUGAUGGAGGAGCCAUAAAAUGCACCAAUCUCUCGGUGGGCACCAGUCCCUAUUGCUGUAACGAAGAGGAUAUCCAAGCAAUUGUGCAGUUGGCACCACCUCUUUUAGAAGAGUCCUCUGUUUCCAAAGAAGCUGAACAGUGGCAUUUUCUUGGCCGGUGAUGACAAUCAAAGUUGUCUGAAGUCAAGCUGUGAAAUCUUCUAAGUACUUCUUCCUUUGGCUCUUUGCCUUUCAGCCACACAUAUAUUCUCUCUCACAGUCACAUAUGUCUACUUCUGAAAAGAUAGUCACCAGUGGCUGAACUCUAAAGAUGCAAGUUUUUGUGCACAUUGCAGAUUUUCUAUCAUGUAAAUAAAACUGAUUUUUAAGAGUUUCA
This is a messenger RNA of Anolis carolinensis (green anole), 1522 nucleotides long. It is a transcript of the gene ppa2, whose product is annotated as inorganic pyrophosphatase 2. Gene Ontology annotation, molecular function: magnesium ion binding; inorganic diphosphate phosphatase activity. The transcript has 12 exons. Gene Ontology annotation, biological process: phosphate-containing compound metabolic process. Lineage: Eukaryota; Metazoa; Chordata; Lepidosauria; Squamata; Anolidae. Gene Ontology annotation, cellular component: cytoplasm. The record is from RefSeq and is a predicted model, not a curated record. Bases 240 to 1307 code for a protein of 355 amino acids.